GAAAGCGCGCUGCGUGCCGGUCCACGCACCAUGAGCGGCGAGGCCAGCGACGCCGAGAUCCAGGAAUUCCUCGCGCGCGCCGGCGCCCGCGAAUUUUGCGCACGGACGGCCACCAACAGCCGUGCCGGAGCGCGCCCCGGGCGCGGAUGCGCCCGCGAGAGAAGGAGCGCGCGCCCCCCGCAGGCCGAGGAGACUUUAGUGAGGGUCGUCCCCAGCUUCCAGCACGACGUCCUGCGCUUCGUCACGGGCAAUUACGGGCCGUUCGAGCCCCAGGAGCCCUGCGAGGUGCCGCUCUGGCUCGCCUGCCUCCUGCGCAAGCGCAAGAUGUGCACGGUCGAGGCGCCGCCGUGGCUCCGGACCGAAGCGCUGGAGCAGACGCGCGACGCCGAAACGAAGGACCGCGACGCGUUCCAGGCGCUGCCGGCGCACUACGUCGAGGUCGCGGCGUUGUUGCUCGAAUGCGCGGGCGACGACCUCGCGGCGGCCUGCGGCGCCGCGACCGUCUCAAAAUUGCGCGAGUGCCUCGCGGACGUCGAGGCCGCGCGCGUGGCCAAGGUCCGCGAGGGCAUGUUGGCGGUGGCGCGCCAGGCCUGCGCCGACGAGACGACGUUCUCGGUGAAGAUGAACGGCGCGAGCGCGAUGGAGAUUACCACGGUGCGCGGGCAGCUCCUCGCGGCGCUCGACGCGUUCUACGCGACGCGGCCCCGCGGCGGCGGCGGCGCGAAGCGCCGCGCGGCGGCCGGCGGCGCGGCGCCGGCGCGCACGCUCAAGCGCUUCAAGUAG
Pelagomonas calceolata is the source of this 783-nucleotide messenger RNA. Lineage: Eukaryota; Pelagophyceae; Pelagomonadales; Pelagomonadaceae. The record is from the annotation of a GenBank genome assembly.